Molecule: messenger RNA, 1412 nt
Organism: Mandrillus leucophaeus (drill)
Lineage: Eukaryota; Metazoa; Chordata; Mammalia; Primates; Cercopithecidae
Gene: SLC10A6
Product: solute carrier family 10 (sodium/bile acid cotransporter), member 6
Exons: 6
Coding region: 149-1282 (377 amino acids)
Biological process (GO): bile acid and bile salt transport
Cellular component (GO): membrane
Molecular function (GO): bile acid:sodium symporter activity
Source: RefSeq, a predicted model, not a curated record
UUAGGAUGAAUCACCUUGCUGGCCAACAGUUAUUGGAAUGAUUCUCCACGUGUGACUUCGUUGCACUAUUACAAAAUGUGGCAGGAUAGACCUGCCCAGCCAUUGUUGCCGGUGUUCAUUUGUAAUGCUGCCUUAAGGAGAUGAGGACAUGAGAGCCAAUUGUUCCAGCAGCUCAGCCUGCCCUGCCAACAGUUCAGAGGAGGAGCUGCCAGUGGGACUGGAGGUGCAUGGAAACUUGGAGCUCGUUUUCACAGUGGUGUCCACUGUGAUGAUGGGGCUGCUUAUGUUCUCUCUGGGAUGCUCCGUGGAGAUCCGGAAGCUGUGGUCGCACAUCAGGAGACCCUGGGGCAUUGCUGUGGGACUGCUCUGCCAGUUUGGGCUCAUGCCUUUCACAGCUUAUCUCCUGGCCAUCAGCUUUUCUCUGAAGCCAGUCCAAGCUAUUGCUGUUCUCAUCAUGGGCUGCUGCCCGGGGGGCACCAUCUCUAACAUUUUCACCUUCUGGGUUGAUGGAGAUAUGGAUCUCAGCAUCAGUAUGACAACCUGUUCCACCGUGGCCGCCCUGGGAAUGAUGCCACUCUGCAUUUAUCUCUACGCCUGGUCCUGGAGUCUUCAGCAGAAUCUCACCAUUCCUUAUCAGAACAUAGGAAUUACCCUUGUGUGCCUGACUAUCCCCGUGGCCUUUGGUGUCUGUGUGAAUUACAGAUGGCCAAAACAAUCCAAAAUCAUUCUCAAGAUUGGGGCCAUUGUUGGUGGGGUCCUCCUUCUGGUGGUCGCAGUUGCUGGUGUGGUCCUGGCGAAAGGAUCUUGGAAUUCAGACAUCACCCUUCUGACCAUCAGUUUCAUCUUUCCUUUGAUUGGCCAUGUCACGGGUUUUCUGCUGGCACUUUUUACCCACCAGUCUUGGCAAAGGUGCAGGACGAUUUCCUUAGAAACUGGAGCUCAGAAUAUUCAGAUGUGCAUCACCAUGCUCCAGUUAUCUUUCACUGCUGAGCACUUGGUCCAGAUGUUGAGUUUCCCACUGGCCUACGGACUCUUCCAGCUGAUAGAUGGAUUUCUUAUUGUUGCAGCAUAUCAGACAUACAAGAGGAGAUUGAAGAACAAACACGGAAAAAAGAACUCAGGUUGUACAGAAGUCUGCCACACGAGGAAAUUGACUUCUUCCAAAGAGACCAAUGCCUUCUUGGAGGUGAAUGAAGAAGGUGCCAUCACUCCUGGGCCACCAGGGCCAAUGGAUUGCCACAGGGCUCUCGAGCCAGUUGGCCACAUCACUUCAUGUGAUUAGCAGGGACUUGCUGGUUGGAUUGGCACCCUUCUUUUUCAGUGGCCAGUAAAGACAGUGUGCAGCUGACACAUGAAUCUUGUUGGUAGGGCCAGUGUGAAUAUUUAAGUGUUCAAUGUUAGAAUAUUUAUAU